UUUUCGUUUCCUGUGAAUUUUUCAGUAUUCAGAAGCGCCGGAGAAGAAGAUGAAGCUGAAGCAAUUAGAAGGCUUGUUGGGUGAUCUUGAACAGUUCUCUAAUCCUAAAGUGGAAUUGGAGCAAUACCCAACUGGUCCGCACAUUGCUUCUCGUAUGCUUUUCACUGCAGAGAAUUCAUAUGGAGACAUUACUGAUAAGGUCGUUGCGGAUUUUGGAUGUGGCUGUGGUACUUUAAGUGCUGCUGCUGCUCUUCUAGAUGCAGCGUCUGUGAUUGGAUUCGAUAUCGACCCACAGUCUCUUGAGACAGCAACACUAAAUGCAGAGGAACUUGAGGUGGAGAUAGACUUCGUUCAGUGUGACAUUACAAAGUUAGAGUUAAAAGGCCAGAUUGUGAAUACUGUAGUAAUGAACCCUCCUUUUGGUACACGAAAGAAAGGAGCUGACAUGGAGUUUCUCUCUGCAGCAAUGAAGGUCGCCUCAGAUGCUGUUUAUUCUUUGCAUAAGACAUCUACUAGAGAACACAUUAAAAGGGCGGCUUUGCGUGAUUUCAAUGCGAAAAGUGCUGAAGUUCUUUGUGAGCUCCGGUAUGACUUGCCAAAGCUCUACAAGUUCCACAAGCGAAAAGAAGUCGAUAUUGCUGUAGAUCUCUGGCGUUUUGAGCCUAGACAGAACUAGACCGUCACGAUCAUGUUAUAUAAUUUAGUUGAACAAGAAAAGUCAAUGUAAGUUCUUGAAGACGUCACACAGAAUCAAAGAACGAGUAAUUGAAUACAAUGGUGGUCAUUUGGACUAAGUUGAAACUGAAGUUAUGUGAAACGAAUCACAUUUCAAUAAUUGCAAGUUUGAAAUUGAUAUAUUGGAUUUUAAAUUAAUUUUCGAUGUAAUAAGAUUCAUUGUUGUAAUAGUAUUACAAUAUUAAGUCGUUUUUAAUUAUUUAUAUUGUUGAUGUA
Capsella rubella is the source of this 951-nucleotide messenger RNA. Its product is annotated as methyltransferase-like protein 5. Gene Ontology annotation, molecular function: rRNA (adenine-N6-)-methyltransferase activity; nucleic acid binding. Bases 50 to 676 code for a protein of 208 amino acids. The transcript is spliced from 10 exons. Gene Ontology annotation, biological process: rRNA methylation. The record is from RefSeq and is a predicted model, not a curated record. NCBI's taxonomy places the organism in Eukaryota, Viridiplantae, Streptophyta, Magnoliopsida, Brassicales, Brassicaceae.